AUGCCCCAACAACCGAACUACUACAGAGUUCUCGGUGUCUCUCCGCAUGCCACCCAAAGGGAGAUACGCAUCGCCUACAAACGAGAGUCCCUAAAAUCACACCCAGAUCGAGUCCCGGCGGACUCGCCUGAACGGCCCGCGCGGACACGCAAGUUCCAGGGGAUUAGCGACGCCUACUACACCCUUUCCGACGAGUCACGACGACGACAGUACGACGCAUCACGGGCCGCUGAAGAUGGGGUAGAAGAAGAGGACGAAGAGCCCUCGGGCGGCGACGAAGGGUUUGCAUGGUCAAAUUUCGGGUUCAGCUCGGCGGAACGCGAGCAACGAGCUUCCGACCAGUUCGGGUCGGUGUUUGAGGAGAUGCUCCGCGAAGAAGGGCUUGCCAGCGAGGACGAUGCCGGUGACGCACGCGGUCGCACCCGACCUACCUCUCGAUUCUGGUCUGUGGUGGGUGGACUGAGCGGUGGCGCGCUUGGGUUCAUUGUGGCCAAUGCCCCCGGGGCUUUCGCGGGCGCAGUUGCGGGAAAUCGCCUAGGCGCCGUCCGCGAUGCGAAGGGGAAAAGUGUGUAUGAGGUCUUUCUCGACCUUCCACAGAAUGACCGCGCCCGGCUGUUGAGUGAGUUGGCAGCCAAGGUCUUCCAGUCAACGGUGGGACGCUAG
Aspergillus steynii IBT 23096 is the source of this 663-nucleotide messenger RNA. RefSeq names its product putative DnaJ chaperone (Caj1). Gene Ontology annotation, cellular component: cytoplasm; nucleus. The transcript has 4 exons. The record is from RefSeq and is a predicted model, not a curated record. Bases 1 to 663 code for a protein of 220 amino acids. NCBI's taxonomy places the organism in Eukaryota, Fungi, Ascomycota, Eurotiomycetes, Eurotiales, Aspergillaceae. Gene Ontology annotation, molecular function: protein folding chaperone; protein-folding chaperone binding.